Messenger RNA from Lepisosteus oculatus (spotted gar), 3737 nucleotides. Lineage: Eukaryota; Metazoa; Chordata; Actinopteri; Semionotiformes; Lepisosteidae. The record is from RefSeq and is a predicted model, not a curated record.
GCAAAACAGCCACUGUCUCAUUACGCCAGGUUUUUUAAAAAGCAAUCUGUAUCUGUCAUUCUCCAUGAUAUAGCAUGCAAGCAGUUAGGAGGCCGGUAUCAAAAUAUUUCUUGAUGAAAACCUGUGCUAUCUUCUGAAAAACAAAAGAAUUCUCCAGGUCGUUCGGAGCCUGAAUAAUUCAUAAACAGCAUUGAUUUACAGCCAUAUCAGAUUCUGAGGAAGGUGAAGAGAGUACAGCGCCGUCUUCAUGUUGGAUUAUGUGAUAAACUCGGCCUGAAACACCCCCGCCACCCUGCUGCCAUGUCCAGAGAAACGUUCGUCUUCACCUCAGCCACGCUGCGGUCACUGAGGCUGCAGCAGGAGCACUUGGACUGGGAGAGAGAGCGCCGAGCCCUGGCCAGACAGGCUAGGACCAUGAGGAGGCCACUUCCGGCAGUCAGAAAGGCUGUGGGCCCCCGGCGGCCCCCAGAGCCCCAGUACUGCCGAGACCCCGUCAUCUACAGCACCUUAUUGUCCGGGGAUGUUGAAAAAGUAAAGACUAUUUUCCAAGACGAGGCCAUGGCCAAUGUCAUCAUGGAAAUGGUCCAAGAUGAAAUGGUCUGGUCCUCUGAGCUGGGACUUUGGGCGUUGGCCCCGAAAACCAAGCAAACCUCAGCCCUUCGUGUUGUCGCAGGCAGGGGAUUCGCUGCUUGUGUCAAGGCCCUGCUGGCUCAGGGUGCCGAAGUCAAUGCUACCACUGGGGGCAGCACUGCAUUGCACGAUGCCUGUGCUGGUGGUCACACUGAUUGCGUCCAGCUUCUGCUCAACUACGGUGCAAACCCUAACAGCUUCUCCACAGAGGGCAGUGCUCCCUUGCAUCUUUGCAGCACUCCCAACACCUACGAGUGUGCCAAGCUCCUUGUGGAGUACGGGGCCACGGUGAACAUUCGAGCCAGAGACAGCCAGGUCACUCCUCUUCACGUGUCAGCUAGGAGCGGGCUGGAGGAGCACCUGGCACUCUACCUCUGCCACGGAGCGGACGUCUGCGCCCGUAACCGCGAGGGGGAGACGGCGCUCAACGCGGCCUGCGCGGGCGCCGAGCGGCCCUCUGAGGGCGGACGCUACUACCGCGUGGUCCAGCGGCUGCUGGGCUGCGGGGGUGACCCCAGGGUGGCGGGCAGGAAGCAGCACACCCCGCUGCACAAUGCUUGCGCCAACUGCAGCUACCGGAUCACAGAUCUGCUGCUGGAGCACGGAGCUGCUGUCAACCUCGCCAACUGCGCUGGCUACACACCCAUGGACUGCAUGUUACAAGUAGUAGAAGACUAUUUGGACAACCAACCAGAGGGCAUUGUCCGCUCGCUGCUCAAUCACGGGGCACAGCCAGUGCACCCAAAGAUGCUGAAAUUGUGUGCCAUGUCGCCGUUGACCAUGGAAGUGAUCUUGAACUCAUAUGACAGUGUCCCACUGUGUCAUUCUUGGAUUGAGAGUGUUCCACCACAAGUCUGGCAGGAACACCAAACGUUUUAUGAGUCAGUUGUCCAGAUGACCAACCAGCCCCGUCGACUGCAACACCUGGCACGCUGUGCCUUGCGCCAUCACCUGGGAGAUCGCUGCCACUCUGUCAUUACCCAGCUGCCCCUGCCCGAGGCCCUCAAGUGCUACCUCUUGCUCAGCACGGAAGGAUGCCUGACUUAAUGGCUGGCACACCGCUAGAGAAUUUAUGACAUCUUCCUCCUUGAAAUUUUAAGAAUCAGUUGAUUAGAUCUAAGUCUGUCUUCAUGUCUCCAAUUACUUUUGCAACAAGAUCACAUGCUGGAUCACAGGUUUAAAAUAAUUAUCAAAACAUCAGUGUCGUUGCAUGCUGGAACUGCAAGUGAUGCUCAGACAGCAUUUAGAGCCAAAAGAGGGCUUUCAUAUAUUUGAUCAGAAGGGAUAUCUUUUGGCAGGCCCAUAUUUAAUAAUGUAUUCUACUGAAUGCCAGAAUCUCCUCCUGUGAAAGUUGACAAGGGAAUGUGGAUAGGACAUCAGUAUAUGAUUAGUGGUGUGGUUUCAAGUACAGGCAUGUGCACACAAGCCAGCUAGCUGGUCCACACUGUUAGGUUAUGCUGUGGAGGAGGGACUGGCUGCUAAACAAGCUGGUCAGGAAUGGUUCCAGGCCUAGACAUCUUCCCCCCGCCCCCCCCCAUAACUACACUGGUGUGAAAACUGGGUAGCCUAGGGUUGACCAUCUGUGUUGCAGCACAGAGUCACACAGUGGCUCAGAGCAGCAUGACAAACAGGCCCUGUGGUAUAACUCUGAGAGAGGAUAAAGCUGAUUAACACCUUGCCAGGCAGCUCAGGGACACUCUUGACACAUUCUUAAGAAGACGUUUGUACAAUCUGUUCACCAGGGUGUUUUAAAUUUCAGUAGAUGUAGUAAAAUACUGCAGAUCACCAAGCAGGUUCCACAUGUAAAAGCACAGUUUUUGCUCAGCUGUGAAACAGAGCAUUGUCCCUAAGGGCCUUAUCUAGAGUGCACAAAUUGCAGCACAAUUAUUGUUGACAGUUGUUAUAGGCUGUACAAUCUGUUUUAUAAUAGCUUGCUUAAAUUGUCCACAGUUAUGAAGAGAAAAAUGUAAUAAAAAAUGUGCCCCUAUGAAUCUUAUACACACAACAGUUAUUUAAGUGCAUUGAGAUUAACAGAAAAGUAUUAUGUUGUAAUAGAGAUCUUUCACAUGCACGUCUCCGGGAAUACAGACAUGCAGCCAUAAACGAAAUAGGGUCCUCUUUUUUACAGUAUGUGAAAAAAUCAACUGGCUUUUUAUAAAGUUCUAACUACAGUUAAGUGCUACACAAAUGCAAAUAACUAUUAUAAUUAUAAUGUAUGUGUUUAAAUUAACUUGCAGUCAUGCCAAUGCAAAUUUGGUCUCACCAAAUAAUAAAAGUACAUAUUGUAUAGAAGCAAAUUUACAAUUGGACAACUGUACUCUGAGCUGGAGUAAAGUGAAAAAGUGCUUGGAGACCAGUUGGUCUUGCAUUUUCACAUUUUCUUUACUUUCACUAAAAUAAUUUCGGAAUGGUGUUCCUCAAAAGAUGUGUAUUUAUAUGUUAAAGCAUUAUCACCAUUAACCCCGGUAAAUGAUCUUCCAUCUUCCACAUACAGUAACAAGAACUACAAAACCUUAAACAUAAUGUAUCGGAUGGCGCUGUUGUCUCACAGAUCUUGAAUGGAUGAAUAUGCACAUAUUCAUCAUUAACGAUCAUGACCGAGGUAAAAAAAAAAAUCACAAUCGACAAACAUCUAAACAUUGUUACUACAUACGGUAUUGUAAAAGAACGUGACCUUUAAAAUACUGUCAAUAUUAUUCAUCUGGUUUUCACAACCUCUCGAGUUCAGGCAAAAAAACAUUAUUAAGGUUUACGGGAUCUGUGUCCCUCUUGAACUGCGUGACGUAGCCAAUAUGUGCCGUGUCUGACGUAGGCACAUUUUGUGUUUGUGUGUGGACUGGGAGUGAGCGUUUCGUAAAUUUGCUGGUGGCUGACCAGAUUAAAAUAGUUUGGAAGAAAAUUUUAAAAAGCUUGUAAAAAUUACGUCUGGUCGAAGGUCGCAGCUAAUGUUGACAUUUCUACUUAGAGGAAGAUAGACUGAAAGAGGAUAAUGUUUACAGUUAUUUCCGCAUUUAAAUAAAGUCGACAUUCUCAUACAAAACGUCGAAGUUGAAUAAUUUGAGCCUAUGGAAAGCGCAGCCGGAUGAUUGCUAACUUCACAUUGAAUC